AUGCCAGAAGGUUGUGCUCUGCCGAGCAUUAUUGAUGAAUGGUCGGAGGGCACAACAAAAGAUGCGUUCGUUCUGUUCCGAGGGCCGAGCGGUCAGCGCAAGAGACCAAAGACCAUUUCUCUCCUAUAGUUUAACUUUGGAUGCAACGUGAUAUCUUCGAAUCUCACGAUCAUAGCUAUUUUUGUCAUUGUGAAGAGAGAUUUUUUUGACAUAAACAGAGAGACGAUAAAACAGUGUAUUUCAGUGAACCCAUGUUUGAUUUAGAAUACUUUUUUUCUUUUUGAGGAGUAAUGUGAGAAAGAAAAACUUUCAAAAUUAAAAGUAGGCGUCGUUUUUUAAUUAUUUAUCAUCUUUCAUGAAGCUGAUAGGAAAUUUCAGGUUUCUUUAACUGCGCAAGAUGAAAGGACGUGCAAAAGCAACUCCGGCGAGCUUUCACAAGAAGGAAGGUACUAAUUUACCUUUUUUUUUCCCAAUUUUUCGGUGUUUAGGAAGUUUUUGUUUUAUGAAAAAUACUGCAAACAGCUUCAUAUCAAAACUAUGAUCAUAUUCCGUUAAUCUAUGCUUGGUGAAUCUUCUACUACUUCUUCUAUUCACAGUGAUCACACAAGUUCUCAAAAACCAUCUUUUCUCUUCUCACCAUUUCAAAGUUAUUUACAAUGUGUGAUCUUUCUCGACAUUUCUAAAUGAGAAAUCAGCCCUCGCCUCUGCUGUUUGUGUGUUCUACGGCGAUGUUCACAGCCCUUGUGUUGCAUUACGGUAGAUAGAUAAAGAUUGAAUAGAGGAGGACACGAGGUUGUCAACGAAAUACGUGAGGCGUCGUUGUCGCGGGGGACUCCCCUCGCUCUACCGACCGCCUCUUCGUUGGCUAUCGGCGCCGAGUCUUCUGGCCACGGCUCUCACACACUGUCUUCUCACGUGUUCCCCAGGGAUUCCCUCAUUUUUCGUUCUGUUUGCAUCAAAAAUCAAAUGAGAGUUCAUUUUUUGAAGUAAUUAUUCCUUUUUCUGACCUUAGACGAUAAGUGUCCAAAAAAAUUGGUUCAUUGUAUUUGUCAAUAUAGUAACCCACUAACAAUCAAUUUCUUGAGUUAACUGGAGCCUCAACGAUGAAGAGAAAUUCAGUUGUGAUAAUAGAAGAUUAUGGUACCUGUUGUGAAAAUCUUUACUUUUUCCUAAAUUAUCCGCACAUCUUUGAAAAAUUCUCAGAUUUUUUUCAAAAAAAUAAAAAUCAAAAAAAUAAAUGAGGUUUUUCUGAAGGUUUUUUUAAUUAUAUAGUCAAAAAAAUAGAUACCUUAUUCAAAAAUUCAAGGUACUCUUAAAUUCAAUUUUGAAUUUCAAACGUCUUCCAUGUAACACCUAGGAUACUUAUGAGGAUCGUUCUCACGCUGGCUCUUUUGUGUUUCCGUCGGCGCACAGCGUGGCGCCGUUGACCCUUUCCAAAUAGAGCUCAACGUCUAAUCCGUUUUGUAUCACGUUUGUCAUGAUUCACGGCACAAUAUUAAUAAAUACUUUGAUGCAAAAGUCAGCUUAAACUUGCCAGAAUCUUCGAGAAACCGUCCAUUUUAUUAUAUAGAAAACGAAAUGUAGUUGUUGUUUGGUAUGUGAGGCGUUUAUCUUAUCACUGUUUUUCAUAAUUGGUUAAGUCUGUCAGAUUAGUGACUCUGCCUCAAGCAUUUUUUUCUUACUAAAGUUAAGUAAAAAAUGUUUAAGUGUUUAUUUCGGAUUUUUUUUUCUUCAUGCAAGCUUCAUUGUAGAGUUUAGCACAAGAACGGAAAAAUUAAGGAAGCUCAGAUCUCACUUUUUUUUAAUUCUCGUUACGAGUAUGCAUGAAGAGUAAAACUCGGAUUUUCUUUAGUCCAGUCAAAGCGAAUGUUGGUCUAUGAUUUCCUGACGUCAUUCGAAUUAUUCCUCCAUAUCUCGGUUUAUCCAUCGCGUCUUCUCGCCACCUCUUUCUCACCAUACAAUCGGCCUCAGACAAAAUUGAACCCAAUUUUGAUUUAGAAUGACGAGGAACGGUUUCGAAAAACAAUGUUUGAAAGGACAUGAGAACGAACUUGACGUGUUUUUAGACUGUAUAUGAGGAUUAUAAUUGUUUUUGAAAACCCUACGUUAAGAACUACGUGUUAACAUUAAAAUGUUCCCAUAUUUUUUGAAAAACGUGCUUUGGGCGAAGAUUUUUGUGUUAUUUGAACAGUGAGAGAUGUUUAAAAAUGAUAGAGGAAAUGGUGGCCGGCCGUCCUUUUGCCUUAUCGGAAAGAUCGUUGGUCGUCGUAGAUCAAGUCGCCGUCCGGCAUUGUCAGAGCCAAACAACUCCGUGCUGAGCGCAGCAUCCUCAGUCUGAUUAAAGUUUUCACUCUCUUUCAAUUUUGUAUUGUUUGUUCAUCUUGAUAACUUUGAUUUGAAAGAAACUUCCUCGUUCGGAGCUUUAAACUAUAAAGUUAGGCCAAAAUAUCCUUUCCAACUUUUCCAAAAACGCUAAAGAGUUCAAUUCUGAUCUCAUUUAGGCUGAGAUUUUCAAGUUCCUUUAAAAAAAGUUUCAUGCAUGAUACAUUGUUUUAUAAGGCUUUUAACCUCUGUUCAUAAAGUAUUUGCAAAAAGAAAAGGACUUUACAAAUUUUAUGACGUCCCAUCAAAUAUAUAGAAAGUUAUAACAAUCUAAAGUUGAUGAACUGUUGAUUUUCAAACGUCAAACCACAAUUUUUUAAUUGGGUGACAAGUUCGGCUCAGUGGGCGUGGUCAAGUAUCUUUUUCACACGAUUUUUCGCACAUUUUGGGUGGGACUUUCUCGCAACCAUACUGUGGCUCCGCCCUCAAAUUCUCAUUUUGAGCCAAAGUUUUCCUACUAGACAGCCUUUGCUCUUCUUUCUCUUUUCAUUUGUUCUUGAUUUUCUUUUUUUAUUACUGCUUCAUGAAAGUUUUGAUGUCACUUGUAUUUCCUAUAAAUCUAAGAGCUCAAUCAUCCGCUGAGCGAGCAUCUCUCUCAACGUUCUAUUUGGUAUCGCUUUUAUUGAAUAUUUUAUGGCUUUAGUAUACUCGAUUUCAUUCCUAGUUUUAUUCUUAUUACCAGAAAACUAGUAUAUCUUUAAGUUUUUUUUUCAGAAAAACGGUUAGAUUAAUGUUUUGCCAAAAUAAAUUUCACAGUAAGAAGCGAAAUUUUUCUGUCAAUAUUGCGAUGAAUCAACUAUACACUGUUUUAAUCUUCCACGAAACUUGCAGUGAAGUCUUAACAUCGAACGAUUACUGUCACUUCUGAUAUCAUUCUCGACUUUUCCUCAAAACCGCGCUUGCGGCUUAUUUCGCCGCCCUCGCUUUUUUUCGUCGGUUGCGAUAACUGAUCGUUAUCAUUAGCGUCAAUCUUGGUCCUUCGAGUGUCCAUUUCGUUGCAGUUUGGGUCCCAACUGCUAUCAAAUGCAAAACUGCGGCAAGACGAUUUACGCGAACGAGAAGGUCCGCGAGGCGGUGCGCGACCACGAGCACACGAUCGCUCCAUCAGUCGCCGUCGCCGUCGCCAAACAUCGCGCCAAAGUCGUCGUCCUCGGCGAUUCUGGUUAGUUUUGAUCAUUUUAUUACUUCAAAAGAGAAUCUUUUCAAGUUCAACUGAUUGCCAAAUAUCCAUUUUCUUUUUUUAUGUGCUACAAAUUUGGAUUAGUUUAAAAUUUUUUGACUUUGCUUUCAUUCUUUCUCAGAUUUCGAAACUAUUGCUUUUUUGAAUAAUUUUGCAGUGAUUAAAGAAAAAUAUUUUUAGAGUUAUUCUCAUGAUUUCCAACUCUUCUUUUUUGAAAAGAAAUAAUCAACCUUUUUUUACAUUUUCUGCAAAAUUUCUUGUUGAUAAGUUUCUUGAAAACCUCAAAGUCAUCGUUUUCUUUUGGUCAAGAAUCAGGCAGAAAAGUGUGUCAUCGCGUAUCUGCAAAAAGUGACCUUUUUUGCUGCCCCAAGCACAUUUUCCUUCAAAAAUGGCGGCACGCUUUUGCAGGUGUUGGCAAGACGUCGAUCAUUUAUCGCCAGAAGUACGGCACCAACUUCGCACCAGUUAACGCCACGAUUGGCGCUUCCUUCGUCUCCUUCGAUAUGUCAGUUUUUGAAGAGUUCCGAGGGAUGAUACGAUAAUUGGCUCAUAGUCAUGCCGCCGCUUGCUUAGGGCACGGCAAAUAGAAAUCUUAAUUCGAACAGGGUGUAGUCGUUUUUGGCUUUGAACUAGAAUGUCUUGACGGGUCACAUCUGAAAAGUAGUUGACGUCAUCCGACUAGACUAUCAGCUCACUUUCACACUUUCCGAUACUCACUUUUUUGUGCAUCACGCCGAUUUUUCUUGACUAGAAAAAUGCUUCUAAUGAAAAAUAAAUCUUUUUUUAUUUGGAAGAAGAAAAAAAUAUUUCAUAAAAAUCGAAAUUCAAGAAACAGUUUUUAGGGAACACGAGAAAGAAAGGCUACAGUUGCAAGUUUGGGACACAGCCGGACAGGAACGCUUCAGAUGCAUGGUUAGUUGGAAUUUUCUUCUCUCAUUAGUUAUUCAAGAAGGCCAAAAAGUUUUAUUUUCAAAAAAUAUUUCAACGAAAAAUUCAUUUACAGGUGCCGAUGUACAUGCGGAACGCUGCUGCGGCUUUGAUCAUUUAUGACGUCACUUGCAGAAAUUCCUUCGAAGGCGUCGGAAGAUGGGUCAAAGGUGAUUUAUUUCUUCUUUCAAAUCUCAAGCAAAACAGAAUUCUGGAGACUUACGCGUUUUUAUUUCAGAGCUGGAACGGUGUUGUGGAACGGACGAGGCGAGAAUCGUCCUUAUUGGAAAUAAGGUAAGACAGGAUUUUUUAGUUAAAUGGAAAAUUUGUCCUUUGGCCCAAGAUAAACUUCAAAAGAAGUCAGCUCAGCAGUAGUUUUGUCAUCUCAAAAGUUUUGAAUGAAAGUUUACAAUUACAGUUAAAAAAAUGACCACUCAAAAAUUUCUAUGAAAGUUUCAAAUACAAAAGCAUUUUUUCAAAGGUUUGUGUCCCCAAAUUUUUGAUUUCUUAACUUCUCGUUCAAACAUCAAAGUUUACUUUACUGCGGUAUCGAGAAGUCAACUUUUUCUACUUGCGAACUUUUUGGACCUUUUCUAUCUCUUUGAAUUUUUCUCUCUUUUUAUCAAUUUUUUUUAGACGGACCUCGUCGAGAAACGGGUUGUUUCCGAAGCCGAAGGACUCGCCAAGGCCGCUCGUUUCAACGCCAAGUUCUUCGAGGUCUCCAGCGAGAUUCCCGACAGUUCGUUUCAUUUUGGAAGGAAAAUUGUGAACCAUCUGUUUGUGCAGACAGAUAGAGUUAAAUUGGAAGCGGAAAACAAAACUGCUUCGAAAUUAGUUUGUUGACAAUCGUUGCCUUCUGUUUUUGAAUUCAUGCGCUCUCUAAAAAUUUUUUGUAGAUAAAGACGUAAAAGUUUGAGAACGCGAUUAGAUAUUAAGAUGAAAGAUUGUUUUUUUGCUUAUAAAAAGAGUGGAAAAACUGUAAAGAAAAAUUUCGCAUAGCUGGCCUAUUUCGGCUACUUUUUGUGACAAAAAUAUACGAUUAAAAAUUUCCUGUUUUCAAAAUUUAACAUUUUUAAUAUACUUUCAAAGAGCAAAAAGAAGCAGUUCAACACAAACCCCAUUGUUCAAAAGUACAAUCUCUUUGAAUUCCAGUGUUCACACAAGUACUGCGCGACGUGGCGGCAGACAUUCUGCAUCGGAACGUGACGGUGAAGACAGACGCCAACGGCGAGGAGAUCGACGACGUCGACGACCUCAAGAAGGCCAAGCGCAAGAUCAUUCUCACGGACGGCGAAUCUAUCGGCGAGAUGCAGGUCAUCCGCAACAAGUGCUGCUCUUUCCUCUAG
Messenger RNA from Caenorhabditis auriculariae, 5835 nucleotides. NCBI's taxonomy places the organism in Eukaryota, Metazoa, Nematoda, Chromadorea, Rhabditida, Rhabditidae. The record is from the annotation of a GenBank genome assembly.